Molecule: messenger RNA, 2650 nt
Organism: Ceratotherium simum simum (southern white rhinoceros)
Lineage: Eukaryota; Metazoa; Chordata; Mammalia; Perissodactyla; Rhinocerotidae
Gene: FBXO45
Product: F-box protein 45
Biological process (GO): synapse assembly involved in innervation; proteasome-mediated ubiquitin-dependent protein catabolic process
Cellular component (GO): synapse; SCF ubiquitin ligase complex
Molecular function (GO): protein binding
Source: RefSeq, a predicted model, not a curated record
GCAGGGGCGGGAGUGGUGGAGGGGCCGGCCGGUUGGCUGUGAAAGGGGCGGUGAGCGAGCUCCUCUGGUUUCCAGGCGAGCCUUGGCCUCCCCAGCAGAGACGGGGCGAAGCGGCGGCGGCGGCGGCGGCCUUCGGGCCGGCUGGUGAGGCGAUGGCGGCGCCGGCCCCGGGGGCUGGGGCAGCCUCGGGCGGCGCUAGCUGUAGCGGCGGCGGCGGCGGCGGCGCGGGCGCCGGCUCGGGCUCCGCGUCCGCGGGGGCCGGGGGUCGGCUGCCCAGCCGGGUGCUGGAGUUGGUGUUCUCCUACCUGGAGCUGUCCGAGCUGCGGAGCUGCGCCCUGGUGUGCAAGCACUGGUACCGCUGCCUGCACGGCGAUGAGAACAGCGAGGUGUGGCGGAGCCUGUGCGCCCGCAGCCUGGCAGAAGAGGCUCUGCGCACGGACAUCCUCUGCAACCUGCCCAGCUACAAGGCCAAGAUACGUGCUUUCCAGCAUGCCUUCAGCACUAAUGACUGCUCCAGGAAUGUCUACAUUAAGAAGAAUGGUUUUACUUUACAUCGAAACCCCAUUGCUCAGAGCACUGAUGGUGCAAGGACCAAGAUUGGUUUCAGUGAGGGCCGCCAUGCGUGGGAAGUGUGGUGGGAGGGCCCUCUGGGCACUGUGGCAGUGAUUGGAAUUGCCACAAAACGGGCUCCCAUGCAGUGCCAAGGUUAUGUGGCAUUGCUAGGCAGUGAUGACCAGAGCUGGGGCUGGAAUCUGGUGGACAAUAAUCUACUACAUAAUGGAGAAGUCAAUGGCAGUUUUCCACAAUGCAACAAUGCACCAAAAUAUCAGAUAGGAGAAAGAAUUCGAGUGAUCUUGGACAUGGAAGAUAAGACUUUAGCUUUUGAACGUGGAUAUGAGUUCCUGGGGGUUGCCUUUAGAGGACUUCCAAAGGCCUGCUUAUAUCCAGCAGUUUCUGCUGUAUAUGGCAACACAGAAGUGACUUUGGUUUACCUUGGAAAACCUUUGGAUGGAUGACAGUGGCUUUCUUGGGAUGAAAGACAGAGUGGAGGAGAUACCUACUUGUGGAAAGUAGAAUCAUGAAGCGACAGUGUCAUACAUGCAUGCCCAAGAAACAUCCUGAAAAACACAUGAAAUUGUUAACUGGAGAAACAGCUUUACAGCCGAGAUUAUCUUAGUGUUUCCUCUUUCUACUGGGCCAGAAAAAUCCUCAGGGUUGCAGUUGGUUGAGUGGGCAGUUGACAUAUGCAUGUUGCAACAGAUUUUGUCUCUAAGUUAGCAAUGUGUUAUUUCCAACUUUUAAGGUGAGAUUUUAGAGAUGCUAUCAAAGGGAUAAGAUAAGGAAAUAGCAAGAUUGUUAAGUAGUGUGUUUGUGAAGAAAGACUGAUCCUGUUUUACAACUGCCUGUUUUUUCUCCAGACCCUUUUUUCCAGCCAGCUUGACUAUUAGAAAAGUAUGAAACUGGUUGGAUUUUAUUUAAUAUUUUUAAUAUAUUGAGAAGCAUGGUCUGCCUGGACUGCACUUCUCUAACAGUGAGGUGUAAAAUUGUGCAGCUAUUUUAAAAGUUGUAUAUACAAUGUGUGUGUAAAAAAAACUGUAUAAAAAAAACACAGGACAAAGGAGUUGCUUUGUUCUAGUUCACUUUCUUAAAAACCACUACAUGGUACAAAAUUAGAAUAACAUUUAGGGACAAUUGGAUAACUACAAAGAAGAGGAUUUUAAGAGGAGAUGUGUUGUAUUGGCUGAUUUUGUGUUAUAUUUGGUUUACAGUUUCCAUAGCUAUUAUAGUCUUUUUUUUUUUUUAAUGAUCAAAAUUGUUGUAAAGAUCCCUCAAUCUCCUGGCUAACGAUGAGGGAAGGCAAAUCUAUUUCUAAUCAUACAUAGCAUAAAUCAGUAAUAAUAAUAAUGAUAAAGUGCAUCUUAUAGUAUCUGGUUGUGUUUUUUGGCCUUCUGAGAAAGUGUCUCAUAACAACACAGAACAUUGCCAUUUGCUCUUAUAGGACUCAAAUAUGAAAGCUGUUAGUUACAGACCUUAGGAAAAGAAUUGAUUAAUGGUCCCUUUAUUUUGUAACUUUAUAAUGCUGCAGAUAUUAUAAUUUUUUUUAAAUUUCAUAUUGUUUACAUCAUGCAACAAUCUAAGCCUCAAACUCUUCAUUGGGGUUAUCAAGGAAAUGUUUACUCAUGCACCUGGAAACAGUGCCAACCUGAACCCAGGUUAAGAAUAUGUUCUUAAUCUCAUUAUAGGUAAUUGCCCCCAUGGGACUUGAAAUGAAACACCUUGUGCUGAAAACUUCAGGUUGGCAAUAUUUUGAAGGUUUCAUUGUAGAAGAGCUUAACAUUAAUUCCUAUUCUGAAUUUUUGACUUAAUAAAUAUGAUUUCACUAAUACUCUUUCAAAUUAAUAAUCUAACAUACAUGAGCUGAGAUUUUCUUUUGUUAGAAGAGAAACAAACAUCAUCUUUCUGUAUGAAAGUAUAAAUUGUAUGGUUUCAGAUACAUCUUUGUGAUAAGAAUUGACUAAGGCAAGUGGAAUCUUUGUGCUUUUUAGGUUAUUGCUGUAUGUAUAUUUUGUUUUAAAUCUAAUAAAAUUAGGGACAGCAAGCAGCUGACUAGGGUUCUUGGGUUGCUCCUUGAGAGUUAAGAUUAUCAGUA